Peromyscus leucopus (white-footed mouse) is the source of this 3617-nucleotide messenger RNA. RefSeq names its product Fc receptor-like protein 5. NCBI's taxonomy places the organism in Eukaryota, Metazoa, Chordata, Mammalia, Rodentia, Cricetidae. Gene Ontology annotation, molecular function: transmembrane signaling receptor activity. Gene Ontology annotation, biological process: cell surface receptor signaling pathway. The record is from RefSeq and is a predicted model, not a curated record.
UGCUGUCUUAGAAGAGCGGUGUCCCAGAUAGUCUCGCUGGAGGCGGUGUGAGCUGCGUACUGACUACCGUGAGAUCAAGAAGAAGACCUAACUGCUAUGUGAGAAAAUGCCGACUUCAGUCUCUCCCUGGGUGGUCUUCACGCUGCUGUGGCUGACUCCACGGGUUGUGACUCCUGUCAGGAGACAAUACGAAACUGCAACCGAAUCUGUGAUUUCUCUGACUCCUCCAUGGACCACUUUCUUUCAAGGAGAGACAGUGACUCUGAAGUGCUAUAGAUAUGGCUUCAAGUUACCCCAGAAAGCAAAAUGGUACCGGAAUGGCAAAGCAUUAGGAGAAACCAAAGUUCACGCCGUAAAGGUCUCUACGUCUGGAAAGUACCAAUGCCAAGCCGAUGACUUACAUCUAAGCAUCUCUGUGCACUUACACUUUUAUAAAGGUCCACUGGUCCUGCGAGCUCCACCUGAGGUGUUUGAAGGAGAUCCUGUGGUUCUGAGAUGCCACGCAAAGGAAAAUAAAACACAAAAGACCUUGACAUUUUACAAGAAUGGCACUCGGAUAUCAUCUGGUCAACGUUCUGAGAUCCUUACUCAUCAUGCAAAUCAGAGGGACAAUGGUGAAUACCACUGCAGUGAGGAGUGGUAUUGGAGCAGCACUUCUUCCAAUUCUAUCAGAAUCCAAGUUCAAGAGUUAUUCCCACAUCCUGUGCUGAGAGCCACACCCUCUCAACCCGUAGAUGGAAGCCCAGUGACCCUGAUCUGUCAGACUCGGCUCCCCGCACAGAAGUCAAAUGUCCAGCUCCAGUUCUGUUUCUUCAGAAACUUCCAGGCUCAGGCUCUGGGGUUAGGCUGCAGCAACUCCUCAGAGCUGCACAUUCCUGCCAUAUGGACUGAAGAUUCAAUGUCGUACUGGUGCACGACAGAAGCAAUGGAUGCCCAAGUAAAAAAAGGAAGCCUGGCAAUUAAAAUUCCUGUGCAGAGGGCUUCUGCGGACUUCCAAAUACACAGUGUCCCAGCCUUGACGUCGGUGUUUGAAGGACAGUUGCUGUUAUUCAACUGCUCAGUAAAAGGGGUCCCAGGGCCCAUCAGAUUUUCCUGGUACAAAGGGGACAAGCUGAAUAAAGAAACAAAGACUCCUAAGUCCUCAGAAGCAGAAUUCAAGAUCUCCGCAGUGAACAGCAGUGACGCGGGGGAUUAUUACUGUGAAGCCAACAACGGUCGCCGAAGUUUUGUCAGCAAAGCAGUGCCCGUGACCAUAAAAGUCCCAGUGUCCCAGCCUGUCCUCACCCUAAGCACUGGCAAGACCCGGGCCCUUGAGGGAGAUUUGAUGACACUUCACUGUAGAUCCCAGAGGGGUUCUCCACAUAUCCGGUAUGAGUUCUAUUAUGAGGAUGUCUUCCUGGAGAUCAACUCUACACUUUCUGGAGGAGGAGCAUCCUUCCAUUUCUCUAUGACCACAGAACGUUCUGGAAACUACUACUGCACCGCUGACAAUGGCCUGGGGCCCCAGCGCAGUGAGGCUGUCCGGAUCUCUGUCAUUGUUCCAGUGUCCCGCCCUGUCCUCACACUCAGGGUCCCUGGGGCCCAGGUUGUGGUGGGUGAUGUGAUAGAGCUUCAGUGUGAGACUCUGAGAGGCUCUCCUCCGAUCCUGUACCACUUUUAUCACCACAAUGUCACCCUGGGGAGCAGCUGCCCCUCUGGAGGAAGAGGGUCCUUCAACUUUUCUGUGACGGCAGAACAUUCUGGAAACUUCUUCUGCGAGGCUGACAAUGGCCAGGGACCCCAGCGCAGUGAGACACUGGCUCUGAGUGUCGUAGACACGACCAAGAACAGAAGUGUUACUGUGGCUGCUGGAAUCGCUGGCGGACUGCUCAUCGUGGCUGGCGCAGCUGCUGGAGUACUGUUUUAUCUCUGGUUCUCUAGAAAAGCAGGGGAAAAGCCUGCCUUUGAUGACUCCGGGGACCCUUCCUAUCCAGAAACCCAGGAGCCCACCUAUUACAACGUACCAGCCUGUAUAGAACUACAACCAGUAUACAGCAACGACCCUAAGGAAGAAGUGAUUUACACAGAAGUUCGGAGAACCCAACAGAAUUGUAAUCAUGCAGUUCAGAAGACUGAAAACCGAACACCAAGGUGCCAGAUGGCUGAAUGAAAAAUGAGGACAUGUCUGCUCCAAGUGGCCUCUGAAUUCAGGGUCUCCACAAAUCCAGUGAGUCUUCUGAUGGCUGUGGCUUCUCCUGUGGGCUGCCGGCUCUGCCCUUACCCCGAUGCUGUGUCCUCCAGGGGUCUCCUGUUAUCUACUCUCAGGGGAUGCUGGCAAGCACCCUAGCUGCUGGCUGCAGAAGCUACCCUCCUCAGAACCUCACAGAUGAGUCCACAAAUCUCCCAGCUCCUGCCUCAACUAGUGUACCCCAGCACUCUCCUUGGGGGGAGGGUACACUGCAGUGAGCCUUAAAUGCAUCCAGAAGUCUUUGCACCAAGUGGCCAGGACUUGGGGCCCUACUUGGCUCUCAUCCAUCCCCAGACUAAGUGCUGCACAGGGUGUCUUUUUAAUCUAAUGAUAAGCUGCUCUUGACCUAGGGAAAGUCAUCUCUCCUGCUUCCUCAGUGAGCUUCAGUUUCCAUGGCUGCUGCUGCCUCUCGAUUUGGACUGCUCGACUGUAGCUGGAAGCCAUGCUCUGGAGAUGCAUGGCGUCACCCCGGUGGCCCUCUGUGCUGCUCUGCCAAAUGGGAAGCACCCACUCUUUGGACAAUGGACUCAUGAUGAACUCCUUACAGCAGAGCUGCAUUUUGCAAACUUUUAAUUGUCUGGAACUUAAGGUCCGCACCUGAUAUUAGUGUAACUCCUUUCCUGCACAACAGCUAACCACCCAAGUCAAGUGAAUACCCCAUACCCCAGGCCUUUCCUAACCCGGCAAAAGGAACCCCGCAAAGUCAAGAUCAGGAGCACCGAGGACUGGAUAAUGCGUCUUUGACUGUAGAAAGUACUGUGUAAUCAUGAAUGAACAAGGAGGAAGAAAGCAGCAUUGGAUUCUACAUGCCUCCCAAGAAACUCAGAAGCACGCUGCUCUUUCUUUCCCCUGAGGGGGAAUGAGGGAAAAUCCUGUUCACCAAGAGUUAGGGCUCCAGAUCUCCAUGUGCUCAUGAUCACCCGAGAACCUUCUGGACAUGCAGGUGCUCACUAUCUGGGCCUAGGGAGAGCCCAAGAUUCUGCAUCUCUAAUAAGCUUCCAGGUGGUGCCGAUCCUUUAGUGCAGGGAUCACACUGAGAGCUGAGGUCCCACAGGUCUUGGCAGAGACUAUUGAAGCAGAUCUGGCUACUCCCUGCCAAACUCCACAGGACAUGUUCACAAGGAUCACACUCAAUGCCCUUGCACCAUCCUUUGGCCAAAAGCACUGUGGUGGUUGGAAUAAGAAUGACCCCAAUAGGCUCAUACAUGUGAAUGCUUGGUCAUCAGGGAGUGGCACUACUUGAGUGGGAUCCUAGGAGGUGUGGCCUUUAUUGGAGGAAGGAUGUCACCAGGAGUGGGUUUGGGAGUUUCCAAAGCUCAAGCCAUGCCCAGUGAGUUUCUCCUUCUGCUGCUGGAUAUGGAACUCUCAGCUACUCCACCAGCACCAUGUC